Messenger RNA from Balearica regulorum gibbericeps (East African grey crowned-crane), 5655 nucleotides. The record is from RefSeq and is a predicted model, not a curated record. Lineage: Eukaryota; Metazoa; Chordata; Aves; Gruiformes; Gruidae.
AUGGAACCGACUUUGGAUAAUGACAAAUUUUUCAGACCUUCCUAUGUUACUAGUGUUGAGCUGCCUCAAAGAACAGGACCAGUAAAUGUGGAAGAUAUCAAGGCAGAUCUCUCUGCUGAAUUUUCUUUGGUUUCUUCAAGCUCACACACAAGCCAGAGGAGCAGUUUGGAGUCUAAGGGACACAUACAAGUCUGCCUGCGUAUUAGGCCAUUUACAUCGUUGGAAAGAGAAAAUGAAUCACAGGACUGUAUUUCACUUGAAGACUCAACAAGCAUCAUACUGAAGCCACCCAAAAACUCUUUGAGUAGACUAAGUGAAAAAACUGCUGGACAAAUGAUACAGAAGUUCACUUUUUCACAAGUGUUUGGACCUGAAACAACUCAAGAAGAAUUCUUUGAAGGUACCAUGAAGCAACCAGUGCAAGAUUUCUUAGAUGGAUAUAAUCGUCUUAUUUUUACAUAUGGUGUUACAAAUGCUGGGAAAACCUACACAUUCCAAGGGACAGAAGAUGAUGUUGGUAUUCUGCCAAGGACUAUGGAUAUGUUGUUUAAAAGUAUUGAAGGAAAGCUAUACACAGCAAUGGAUCUCAAACCCCAUCGGUGCAGAGAUUAUAUAAAGCUGACUAAAGACCAAGUGAGAGAAGAAACUGCUAUUAAAAAUUCAAUACUUCGCCUAACAAAAGAGGUAGAGGAGCACUUCUUUCUAUACUGAUGAGUAUGCACAUCUUUAGAUAGCUCAAUGCCUGUAUUGACUUGUAAUAUUUUGUACUUGACAGAUUCGGAAGAACUCUUAAAAGACUUGGAACAAUCUGGCACAACUGUGAAAAAUUACAUGAAGUUUUCUGUUUGGGUUUCAUUUUUUGAGAUUUACAAUGAAUGUUUUUAUGAUCUACUGAUUCCUAUAUCAAAUGACAAGAAAAGAAAAACACUGCGCCUUGCUCAAGACAUCAAGGGAUGUUCUUAUGUAAAAGAUCUGCAGUGGAUUCAGAUUUCUGAUUCUAAAGAAGCUUUUAGACUUCUAAAACUGGGGUUGAAACACCAGAGUAUUGCAAGUACGAAGCUAAAUACUUGCUCCAGCAGAAGUCACAGCAUAUUCACAGUUAAGAUACUAAAAAUUGAAGAUUCAGGAGCACCGCGAGUGACUCGAGUCAAUGAAUUGUCAAUGUGUGAUCUUGCUGGUUCAGAAAGAUAUACCAAGACCCGCAAUGAAGGUGAUAGAUUGAAAGAGAGUGGGAAUAUAAACACCUCUCUCCUGAUUCUAGGCAAGUGUAUUAACGCACUCAAGAACUGUCAGCAGUCAAAGUUGCAGCAGCACAUACCCUUUCGGGAAAGUAAGUUAACUCAUUUCUUUCAAGGAUUCUUCAGUGGAAAGGGGAAGGUAUACAUGAUAGUAAACAUCAGCCAAUGUGCUUCAGCAUACGAUGAAACACUCAAUGUGCUAAAGUUCUCGGCUAUUGCACAAAAAGUUUUAGUUAUGGAUGCAUCUGUUCUGGCCCAAGAUCAAUCAUUUGGCGAGAAAUCAGCAAGAGAACCAUCACUACUUGGUGACACUAAAAUGCCAAUCCCAAGGAAAAGAGCUACUAUACUAUGGGACAGGAGCUUAGAAGAUGUGAUUGAAGAUGAUGAUGAUGAUGAGAUGGAGGAACAGCAUAAUACAUCAAGAGAAGAAACAGCACUGAAACACGAAGAAUAUAAAGUUCUUAUCAAAAAGGAAGAAUAUAUGACGCUGCUGAAUCUUAUAGAAGAGUUGAAGAACAAACUUAUUACUGAAAAGAAGAAUAAGUUACUGCUGGAACUGAAAAUUCGUGAAGAAGUGACACAAGAAUUUACCCAAUAUUUUGCUGAGCGGGAAAUAGAUUUCAAGGAGUGCCUUUCUCACGAGCGAGAACGACUUGAAGAAGAUUCUGAAAGACGCCUGGAAAUCUUCAAGGAACUUGUAAAUGGUUAUACUAAAAACACAGAUGAAGAAAAUAAAUUAAAGGAUGAGCCUUGCAGUGAACAAGCUGGACCUCUGGAUAAAGAAUAUAGCACGGGACCAGGCACCUACAUUGAUCUUGAGGGCAUUAUUGAUUCUCUGCAGAAUGAUGUCAUUGAUAUCAAAAAGCAGGCAGAAGAAGCACACAGAUACAUUGUGUCCCUAGAGGACCCACAGGAAGCUAUAAGUUGGCUUGAAAAACAGCUGGGAAACAUUACCACUGAACUAACUAAAACCAAAGAAGAGCUGACAAAGAAAACCAAUGAACUACUUAAAACUGAAGAAGAGCUGACACAGAAAACCAAAGACUUUGAAAUGCAGAUGAUUAAAUUGGAUGAGUCUGCUGAGCAGCUUAAAGAAGCAACUGAGAAAAUGAAUACACAGAAUAAAAGAAUUCAAGAACUAAUGGACAUUGUGGAGCAAAAAGAUGAUGUUAUUAUAAGACUACAAGAUUUGAUAUCUCAUUUAGAAGAAACUGUAAAAGACUAUGACAACACUGUAACUACCAUUAAAAGAAAAUUAGCAGAAAAGAACUCUAAUGAAGUGAUUGAAAGCAGACAAUUCAAGGAUUGUGAGGAAACUGUAUUGGAAGUGGGAAGAAAGCGUUGCUUUGAAAAUAAGCCUACUGUGGAAGAAGAGCCACCUACAAAGAAAGGUACAAUUUCUACCAUCACUCAACAGGGGGUCUUCCAAAAAAACUUGAUUACUAUUCGAGAACAGAAGCAAAAAGUUGUGAAGCGAGAUAGGAAGGAAAGUUGGGAAGAUAACACUCUAGAGCGAGAGAGAACUGAAUACAUGAAAACAAAUACUUCUGAGAACCAUGCAGAAAUACUAGCGCUGAAGGAAAGAACUGAAGCCUUGGAAGGUCAGCUAGCUGCACUUGAAGAACAAUGCAGAAGAGAAAAAAACGAAAAAGAGGAGUUCAGUGGGCAGAUAACAAACUUACAUCUCAAGCUCUCUGCUUCUGAAGAAAGGGCUUCUGGCUUAAGUGAAGAACUUCAGCAGUGUCGAGCUGACUAUCGGGAGAUUGUUUCUGAAUUGGACAAACAGAAAACAAUAAAUAGGGAACAAAAAGAAAAGAUUAUUCAGCUAAAUAACGAAGUAGAAGGUGCUAAACAAAACAUAAUUGAUAAAGUGUUACAAAUUAAAACAGUGCAGUCCAAAGUAGAUGAGUUGUAUAAAUGUCACUUAGAGUCUUAUGCUAUGGAUAUUGAUUUAAUUAAUCUAAAGGAUUCCUUAGACUCUCAAAAAAAUGAACCAGAGAGUGCUCAAAUGAGUCCUGUAUGCAUGCAGUCCCAAACUGCUUCUACAGCAGAUCUGAGAUGGGAGAGCUCCUUUCACUGCAGUGUUGAAAGCAUUUGGGAAGAAUGCAAAAAUAUUGUUAAGGCUUCUUCACAAAAAAGUCAGCAGAUUCAAGAACUACUUCAACAAGUUGAAGACUUAAAGAAAAGACUUGAUGACACUGAGAAUUAUAAUAAUCAACUACAAAUAAAAUUAAAUGAGACUGCAAAUCAAGAUUGUCAGUCCAUAAAGGAAACAGAUCUACUUAUGAAUCAGUUACAAGAGCAAAUCCAGAAGACCCAGGAUUUUGAAAAACAGGCUGUAGAAAAUCACAGAGUAAUUGCACAGUUUGAGGAGGAAACUGCCAGCUACAAGGGAAAAAUAAGAGAGCUUGAAUGCCUCUUGGAGGCUUUUAGAGCUAAAGAUAACAGCAUAACAAAGUUAGAAGAAGUAGUUAAAGAAAAAGAAUCUCUUAUUUCAAAUCUAGAAAGUAAUAUAGUAGCUCUGCAAGAGAAAUGUGCCAAUUCAGACAAAAAAAUGAAAGAAUUAAAUGAUCAAGAAGCAAAUCUGAAGGAGGAAGUUGUGCAGUUGAUGAACAGCUUGGAGAACAUGAAACACUCUCUUCAGGAAAAGGAGAAAAAUGAGAAUGAGCAAAUACAAACUAUAGAAUUGCUACGUAAAGAUCUUUCUGAGAGCUCUACCCUUGUACAGAGUUUGAAAAUAGAUUUACAGAGGAAAGAGGAAGAAUAUACAGAUUUGAAAGAGAAAUUUUCUGAUGCCAAGAAACAAAUUCAGCAAGUACAAAAAGAGGUGUGUACAAUGCGAUCUGACGAGAAAUCCCUGAGGAAUAAAGUUAAUGAACUUCAGAAAACUAAAAACCAGUUCAGUGAAGAAUUAGAGAUCAAACAGCGCACAAUCCUGCAACUUAAAAAGCAGUUGAAUAAUGAGAAGCUGGAAGAAAUCUCUAAGCAGUAUGAGAAAGCAUGUAAAGAUCUGUGUGCAAAGGAAAAAAUAAUUGAAGAUAUGCGGAUGACAUUAGAAGAACAAGAACAGACUCAGAUUGAACAAGAUCAAGUGCUUGAAGCCAAAUUAGAAGAGACCAACAGAUUAGUUUUGGAACUGGAAGCAUGGAAGCAGAAAUAUAGAGAGCUGAAUAACCAGAGUGGUAGUGACUGGCAGCAAAAGAUGAGCAAAAAUGAAGAGAAAAACAUAAAUGAAGACUUAAUAAAGCUACAAAAAGAACUGAAGGAAAAUGAGGCCAAGUAUCAAACUGAUAGAAAGAAGUGGCUGGAGGAAAAAAUGGGACUUGUAAAUCAAGUAAAAGAAGCUGAGAACCAGCGCAACAGAGAAAUGAGAAAAUUUGCAGAGGAUAGAGAACGUCGUGUAAAGCAGCAAGCAGAAAUAGAAAAACUUGCUGCACAGCUGGUAGAAAAGGACAAUGAUCUUCAAAAGUGGCGUGAAGAAAGAGAUAAAUUAGUCGAAGCUUUGGAAGUACAGCUCAAGGCUUUAGCUUCUAACACCGCACAAAAAGAUAAAGAAAUAGCAGAAUUAAAACAGGCUGCACUAAAGGAUUCAGAAAAGGAAACUGAUAUAGAAGAACUAAGAAAACAGUUGGCUGAGAAAGACGACUUUAUAAAGGAAAUGAAACAACACAUCAACUAUGAAAAAAGUCUUCAGUCUUUGGCAGAAAUACCUUUACCUGAAGAAGGACAAGAUAAAAUAGUGCAGUCUGUAAACAAAGAGGACCAUUCAGAAAUUGUCCUUGACUCUUCUGAAGUGUCCACAGAAAAUGGAAAAGCUAGUCGGUUUCCAAAGCCAGAGAUGGAAAUCCAGUUCACACCUCUGCAACCCAAUAAAGUAGAGGUGAAGCACCAGGGCAGCACCUUACCAGUUACACUUAAAAUGCUUAAGCCAAGAAAGAAAAGGAAGAGUGAAGAGAUGGAUGAGGAUUUUGUGAAAAAUGAGAACAAGAAAAAUGCAAAACUUGCUGUGACUAAUUCACCGUCUACAAGCAACAAGAAAAUGGUUUGGGUGUCUACUAUGCAGUCGUUUAGGAAAGAAUACUCCUUAAGAAAGCAAGAAUCUACUUCAAGUAAAAAGUCAACUAAAAAGAAAGAUGGAACACUACAAAAAAUUGGAGAUUUUUUCCAAAGUUCUCCUACUAUUAUUCACUCUAAAGCAAAGAAGCUGAUUGCAACAAUAAGCUCUCCCAAAUCUGCAGAACCAGAAAGUAUCAAAGAAAAUGAGCUCAAGCCAAAACGAGCUACGAGAAAGCUGUAUUCAACUGACAUUUCUUCCCCUCUAGAUAUCCCUGCUUCUUCAAUCUUUAUAGAACAAAGAGAGAAGGAAAGUGAUCACCUAAUCAUCAAGCGACGGCUACGAUCAAAAACUGCUAAAUAA